Molecule: messenger RNA, 2017 nt
Organism: Anolis sagrei ordinatus
Lineage: Eukaryota; Metazoa; Chordata; Lepidosauria; Squamata; Anolidae
Gene: HTR7
Product: 5-hydroxytryptamine receptor 7
Biological process (GO): chemical synaptic transmission; circadian rhythm; vasoconstriction
Cellular component (GO): plasma membrane; dendrite
Molecular function (GO): G protein-coupled serotonin receptor activity; neurotransmitter receptor activity
Source: RefSeq, a predicted model, not a curated record
AUGGAGGGAGAGGGCGAGAAUGGCCAUUCAAAACUUUUAAUUCCUCUCCACCCGAGGCAGGAGGCGUCGUCGUCGUCGUGGCGGAGGAGGGAGGCUCGGCCAGCGAGGGGCGCCUCUGCCUUUCCUCUCCGCGGCUCAGUAGCGACUGAGCGGCCGCCUUUUCUGUCUCUCUCCUCUCGGGUCUGCCAUGUCCGUCGGUGUCUGGUGGGGGCGAGCGGGCUGAGUCUGGCACGGCCCCCUCGGAGGCGGGCUUCCACCUUCCUCCUCGGCGGAGCAUGCCCUCGAAGUGGCGGGAAGGAGGGCUCGGGCUGCUGCUUGGACGGCGAAGACAGCCUUUGCUGCUUGUUUGUCGGGCGGGAGGCCGGAGCGCUGGGAGGCACCGUCGCGGGGAGAGGAGGGCAUGCGGGGGGCGGGCGGGCGGCCCUCCUCCUCCUCGUCGUCCUCGUCCUCCUCUUCGCCCUCCUCUCCCCCUUCUUCCUCCUCCUGGGCUCGGGCACCAUGAUCGCGGGCUCCCUCCACCCGCCUCGCUUAGGGAUCAGCGGGAAGCUCUUGCAAGGGGUCACCGCCCGAGGAGAGGCCGAAGGAGGCGAUGCCAGCGGGGUCGGGAGUAGUAGCAGCGGGAGUAGUAGUAGCGGGAGUAGUAGCAGCACCCGGAGCAGCUUCGACGCCGCCGUCACCUCCGCCGGCGGGAGCAACGAGACGCAGUGCGGGGAGCAGAUCCUGGGCUACGGCGACGCGGAGAAAGUGCUGAUCGGGGCCGUGCUCUCGCUGCUGACCCUGCUGACCAUCGCGGGCAACUGCCUGGUGGUCAUCUCGGUCUGCUUCGUCAAGAAGCUGCGGCAGCCCUCCAACUACCUCAUCGUCUCGCUGGCCCUGGCCGACCUCUCCGUGGCCGUGGCCGUCAUGCCCUUCGUCAGCGUCACCGACCUCAUCGGCGGAGAGUGGAUCUUCGGGGCCGUCUUCUGCAACGUCUUCAUCGCCAUGGACGUGAUGUGCUGCACCGCCUCCAUCAUGACCCUCUGCGUGAUCAGCAUCGACAGGUAUCUUGGCAUAACAAGGCCUCUCACCUAUCCUGUAAGGCAAAAUGGGAAGUGUAUGGCCAAAAUGAUCCUUUGUGUGUGGCUGCUGUCUGCUUCCAUUACUCUGCCACCACUCUUUGGCUGGGCUCAAAAUAUCAAUGAUGACAAAGUUUGCUUGAUCAGCCAAGACUUUGGAUACACAAUUUAUUCCACCGCAGUUGCAUUUUACAUCCCCAUGUCGGUGAUGCUUUUCAUGUACUAUCAGAUCUACAAGGCCGCCAAGAAAAGUGCAGCCAAACACAAGUUUAGUGGCUUUCCACGGCCUGAAGAAAAUGAAGGGAUUGCUUCUGCCAAUGGAAUUGUGAAACUACACAAAGAAUCAGAAGAUUGCACCAACUUUUCACGGCUGCUUAAGCAUGAACGGAAGAACAUUUCCAUCUUCAAAAGGGAGCAGAAAGCUGCCACCACAUUGGGGAUUAUUGUAGGGGCUUUCACUGUGUGCUGGCUGCCAUUUUUCAUACUUUCCACCGCUAGACCCUUUAUCUGUGGGACGUCUUGUAGCUGUAUCCCUUUGUGGGUUGAAAGGACAUUUCUAUGGUUGGGUUAUGCAAACUCUCUUAUAAACCCAUUUAUAUAUGCCUUCUUCAACCGGGACCUGAGAACCACCUAUCGCAAUCUGCUGCAGUGCAGAUAUAGGAAUAUCAACCGUAAGCUGUCUGCUGCAGGCAUGCACGAAGCCCUGAAGCUUGCUGAGAAGCCCGAGUUUGUUCUGAGGAACUCAGAAUAUUCAAGAAGAAAGACUCAUGAUUUAUGACUGAAAAAGUCAUUAUGUGGACAAGGCCCUGCUGGGCAAGAGACAGUGUAGAAGAUUCAGUCAACCCAGAAGAACCAAUGGAGUUAAUGAAAUGCAUCUGGUCCACUUCUAAAGGGAAGGUUGUAAGGAAAGUCAGUGAUCGUAUUAUUCGAUAAUAUUAUAUUAAAUGUACCCAGCACAGUGA